Messenger RNA from Brassica napus (rape), 1092 nucleotides. RefSeq names its product E3 ubiquitin-protein ligase AIRP1-like. NCBI's taxonomy places the organism in Eukaryota, Viridiplantae, Streptophyta, Magnoliopsida, Brassicales, Brassicaceae. The coding region runs from base 459 to 812 and encodes 117 amino acids. The transcript is spliced from 4 exons. Gene Ontology annotation, molecular function: ubiquitin-protein transferase activity. The record is from RefSeq and is a predicted model, not a curated record.
UCCAUUAAUAUCUUCCCUUUCCGUGUGAAUUUUAUACUGUUUACAAAUUAAUAACAAAAUUUUUUCAAAGAAAUAAAAAUUAACUCUUCAAUUAGUUUAACUUUUAACUUUUUGCAUUUAAGAAUAAAAAGCGGUAACUGGAGUUUAUAAACUGGAGAACGAAAAAAAAAGUACAUUCCAAAAAGCAGUCAAAAUUCCAAAACUCUUUUUAAUAAAAAUAAUAUCCCACAAAAUCUCCACGUUGCCUUGUGCAGCUCUCCAAAGAAUCUACAUCGCUGCAAUUACGGACCAAAGCUUCCUAAGUUUGUUGCUUUUUCCCCUGCUUAAUUGAUUUUUAUUUCUCUCUCAGAUCGAUCCAAAGAUUCAAGAACAGAAAGAAAAACAUUGAUCAAUCUUCUUCUGUUCCUCUGUUUUUCUCCCAUAUUAGUUGACCUAGGUGAAUAACCCAAAUCAGAUCAAUGGGUAUUUUACUUUGCUGUCUUCGUGUUCCGGAGCAAGGUAAUGAGUCUCGAAACGUACCCAGAAUCACAGCCUUCAGCCACCCAAUAAUGAAUAACUUUCCCCUCAAGUACGAGCAACUAUCUCGAAACCUGGAAAGAAGGGAAUUUUCCUCUGUCGCUAACAGAGAAGAAGACGUUUGUCCGACAUGUUUCUAUGAGUACGCUGAGGAUAAUCCGAAAACAGUUCUACAAUGUGGACAUAUCUUUCACCUUGCCUGCAUCUAUGAAUGGAUGGAGAGAAGUGCAGCUUGUCCCUUUUGUUCCAAGACAAUGCUUUUCAUGGAGGAUGAAAUUACAGAGCAGGUGGACUAAUAAGAGAUAUCCUUAGAUUCUUGGCAAAAAUUUCCUUCAUCACCAAUUCUUUCUUAAUUUAUGUUGUAACUAAAUUUUUAUAGAUUUUGGAAGACUUCGGCCAGAUUCUUUUUGGCUUGUAAUUUGGAAAAAUGAUAAGCUAUUUAUAUGUGGUACUUAAUCAAUUUAUAUGUGAUAAAAUCCAUUUGGGAUAAGGACUGGGUUGAAAAUGUACCUUUAUCUCUCAGUCUAUUCCUGUGUAUACUCGUAUUAAUGGAUAUUUUUUAUUUAGCAGUAUGUA